ACAAACAUGGCGGACAGCUGGCAGCUCUGCAGCUCGUUCAACAUGUUUAUUUAAAAAUAUAAAAGAAAAUAUAUUAAACCGACCUGCACGUGAACAAUGUGCGCUUCAUUACAGGCGGAACUCUGCGUCUCUUUGGUUCUCGUCGGACACGUCUAAUGCGACACCAGCAGCUUUAGCGAGUAGGUUACCACGGCAACGAAGCUAGCUUUUAGCUCAGUUCCGUGGCUUUCUUUUUUAAAGACGGUGUUCCUUGAAAACAUUUUAUAUAUUUUAGAUUUUCUUACACGCCGAAUCAAAGUACAUUCAUGUAUGUUUUGAAGUACUAAGACCUGUAGUCCAGGAUCCAGACUCCUUGAUGGAUAUGGACCAGUACAAUAUUCUGGGUCGGAUUGGAGAAGGAGCUCACGGCAUCGUCUUCAAGGCCAAACAUAUCGAGACAGGAGAGACGGUGGCUCUGAAGAAAGUGGCUCUGAGGCGGCUGGAGGACGGCAUCCCCAACCAGGCCCUCAGGGAGAUCAAGGCCCUGCAGGAGAUCGAGGACAACCAGCAUGUGGUGAAGCUGAAGGACGUCUUCCCUCACGGGACGGGCUUCGUCCUGGUGUUUGACUUCAUGCUGUCCGACCUCUCUGAGGUCAUCAGGAAUUCCCAGCGACCUUUGACCCCGGCUCAGGUCAAAGGUUACAUGAUGAUGCUGCUGACAGGCGUGACCUUCCUGCACCACAACAACAUCAUGCACCGAGACCUGAAGCCAGCCAACCUCCUCAUCAGCUCUUCAGGUCAUCUGAAGAUUGCAGACUUCGGGUUGGCCAGAUUGUUCAGUGAGCAGGAAGAGAGACUGUACAGCCACCAGGUGGCCACCAGGUGGUAUAGAGCACCUGAGCUGCUGUACGGAGCCAGAAAGUACGACGAGGGAGUCGACCUGUGGGCGGUGGGCUGCAUCUUCGGGGAGCUGCUGAACUCGUCUCCUCUGUUUCCUGGAGAAAACGACAUCGAGCAGCUGUGCUGUGUCCUCCGAGUGCUGGGGACCCCCACGGCGGACACCUGGCCCUGUGUUCCAGAGCCUGUGGGUGAGCUGAGGAUGAGCUGUUCUCUCUGGUCAGGCCGACUGCCAGAGAAGGACACAAGGUUUGGUGCUUCAGGGCCUUCAUGCAAAGUGAGGGACAUGGGGCACUAUGAGAUCGUCGAAUUGCCAGAUUACAAUAAAAUCACCUUCAAGGAGAAUCCAGCGAUCCCAUUGGAGGAGAUCGUCCCGGACACGCCCCCUCAGGCCGUCGACCUGCUCUACCAGUUCCUGGUUUAUCCGUCCAAUCAGCGCUGCUCUGCCAGAAAGGCUCUCCUCCAUCCCUUCUUCUUCUCCUCUCCUCUUCCUGCUCACCACUCAGAGCUUCCCAUCCCUCAGAGGGGGGGUCGACCCCACCGCCAGCGGCUGCAAGCUCCGCCCACCGACUUCUCCGUGGACCUGCCCCUGCAGAACAGCGUGGUAGACCCCACACUGCUGCGGGGUCACGUGUCCCGAUGAGUCUUUGGUUCAUGAAACUCAGACAGGAAGUUGACCUUCGUGUGUUUCCUGUUGCUCUUCACUCAAGUUUACAAAAUAGUAAACAAACAACAUGGAAGAUGGUAAAGAGAGACGAUGGUUUAAGACAUUAACUUGUGAACGAUUAGAGAUUAUCUUUACCUUCCAUUCAACGUGUUUCAUAUUUAAUCACUGAGGUUUCAUGUUAGUCAGCGAAAUAUGUUUUAAACUUUAUUUACUAUUAUAUGGAAAGAAACGAUAUGUAAUAAAAGUCUCCACGUUUAUUUUA
Pseudoliparis swirei is the source of this 1805-nucleotide messenger RNA. It is a transcript of the gene cdk20, whose product is annotated as cyclin dependent kinase 20. Gene Ontology annotation, biological process: protein phosphorylation. The record is from RefSeq and is a predicted model, not a curated record. Gene Ontology annotation, molecular function: cyclin-dependent protein serine/threonine kinase activity; ATP binding. The transcript has 9 exons. Lineage: Eukaryota; Metazoa; Chordata; Actinopteri; Perciformes; Liparidae. Gene Ontology annotation, cellular component: nucleus. Bases 356 to 1519 code for a protein of 387 amino acids.